AUGGAUUCUUCGUCAAUUGUUAGUUUCAAUAAUGAUUCAACAUAUCAGACCACUCUUAAAGGAGAAUAUGAUAACGUAAGUGUUCACGAAUUAGCUUUACAUGCAAUGCGAGAUCGAUGUUUACUUUUGCAGAGAAGAAUAAACACUUUAGAAAAUGAUAACAUGAAACUAAAACUGGAUAUAUCAAGGGCUACUGGAAAUUCUUCUUACAUUCCGUUACAAGAAGACGAGAAAACGCUACUCCAUCAACAAAUAGCAGAACUUAAUAAGCAGAAAUCGCAACUCAUUCACCAUGUCUUUAUGGUAUCCUGUGAAAAUAAAAACUUGUGGAAUAAAAUUUCUUCUUUAAAGGGUCAAGACAAAUCAUUUAAUAAAGAUUUAUGUAAGCGGCCUUUGUUACGCACACAUACUUAUAUUCAAAACAUGCAGAGGCCUAGUACAAACUAUCAAGAAAAAUAUUCUGAAUCAAGCUUAGAGGAGAUUUCUUUAAAGCUAAUUAAUAGCUACAUUCAAGAAAAAUCCCAACUGGUGGAGCAGUAUGAACAAAUGUCACAACUUCAAGAAAUGGAUGAUGAUAUUUUAAGUGUAGAUUCAGUAGGAUUCACCUUUAUGGAAGAUCCUGCUUUUGAUUCAUUAAAAGAGAUACAUAAUCAAAUAGAAAAAUUGCAACAUUUAAAAAAAGAAAUUAUCCAACAAGAAGAUGAUUUAAAAUUAGUAAUUUCAAGACUUGAAACUGUGUUAAUUGAAGGUUACAAAUGUCCAAAUUGUAUUAACAAUAAAACAAGAAUAACAACUACGGACAAUAAGGAGGUUGAAACAAGUGGCAGUCUUAUUGAUACGACCAACACUCUACAGUCUAACAAAUACAAUGACUCUUCACCUGGUUACAAAGAUUCAGAAAGCGAUGAAAAGGAUGUUACAGUAGAGCAAUUUGAUAAAAUUUGUCCCAUGUGUGGACAAACUUUUAAAAGGGAUGUUGAAUUUACAGAGUUUCAAUCACAUGUAGAACAACACUUUAUAGGUGAAAGUGGAAUAGAUUCAUUUAGUAACAAUUUAGAUGAUAGUCCUAAUUCUUUUGAUAAUGUAAUUUAA
This is a messenger RNA of Parnassius mnemosyne (clouded apollo), 1092 nucleotides long. NCBI's taxonomy places the organism in Eukaryota, Metazoa, Arthropoda, Insecta, Lepidoptera, Papilionidae. The record is from the annotation of a GenBank genome assembly.